UGAUGAUCUCAAGGAUGCCAUUUAUGACGCUGAUGACUUGGUUUACAAGAUCGACACUGAAGCAUGGCGAAACAAACUUGAAGGUGGUGGUCCUCAUGAAUCUCGUAGCGGCUGCACUUGUACUAGUAAGGCACUCAUGAGACUCAUCUCGUCAACUCCUUUAACUACUUUUGAUAAGACCAUAAAACCUGAGAUAGAAGAGACACUUGAGAAAUUGAAGCUUCUCCUAGACAAUAAAGAUCUUGGUUUGGAACGUGUGAAGAAUCAUAAGCUUCCAAAGAGGGUAUGUGCUCCAUCUCUAGAUGAAAAUGAUAUUUAUGGAAGGGACAAUGAGAAAGAAGAGAUUAUUAAGUUGCUUAUGUCGAAUGACAACACGACUGGGGGUGCUGACAAAUUUUCGUGAUUCCCAUAGUUGGAAUGGGUGGUAUUGGAAAGACUACUCUUGCUCAACUUGUUUUCAAGGACAAGAGAGUCAACAAAACGUUCGACACGAAAGAAUGGAUUACAGUGGGGGAUGACAAAGUUGACUGUUUGAAAGUGAUGAAACUGGUUAUCGAGAAGGUAACUUCUAAAAAAUGUAAGAUUGAGGAGCCAUAUGAUCUUCAAGAAGAAGUAAAGAAGGUUCUGAGAGUGAAGAAGUUUUUGUUUGUUGUUGACGAUGUCUGGGAUGAGGAUCCUUCCAAGUGGGAUGUCUUGAACAACUGUUUCAAAUCAGGGUUGCAUGGAAGCAGGAUCAUUGUGACAACUCGGAGUGUAGCUGUUGCAACGAUUAUGAAAACAGGGUCAACUUUUGAACUAGGAAGAAUAAAUGAGGCUGCUAGUUGGCAAUUAUUUGCAAAACAUGCUUCACUUGUUGUGGACUCAAAUGAUUACUUGGAUCUCAAACAAGUUGGGGAAAAAAUAGUGGACAAAUGCAAGGGCCUUCCUUUAGCAAUAACAUCAAUGGGUUGUCUCUUAAGAGGGAGGCAGAAAAAGAAGGAAUGGAACAACAUCCUAAACAGUGAUAUAUGGGAGUUGUAUGAUAGAAAGGAAGUUAAAAUCCUUCCAGCUUUGUGGUUGAGUUAUUUUAAUCUACGCCCAGAAUUGAAGCAAUGUUUCGCUUACUGCUCCCUAUUUCCAAAAGAUUAUCAUUUCAGAAAAGGGGAGAUGGUGUUGUUAUGGAUGGCCGAAGGUCUUUUACAGUCUGCAAAUGAAAAGAGAGUAGAAGAAGUUGGAGAAGAGUAUUUCGAAGAUCUAAUUUCUAUGUCAUUUUUUCAACCAUCAAAUAAGGAUCAAGGGUACCCGACUUUUCUCAUGCAUGAUCUUAUCCAUGAUUUGGCAAUAUUUGUUUCUAGUGAAUUUUGUUUAAUGAUGGAUAAUAGAAGUAAAUGUGCUCACAAGGUUCGUCAUUUUUCAUACAUGCAAAGAUGUGCAAAGACCGAUAACCCGAAGGAAUUUGAGGAUUUAUUUAAAGCUAAAUGCUUGCGCACCAUAUUGUGGGAACAAGAUUUAAGCCAACAGUUAAGGAUGUUAAAGAUUGAGGAGUUGGACAAGUCAUUCCCAGGCUUGAGAGUACUAUCCUUAUAUGAUUAUAGCAUCCCAAGUUUCCUGAUUCAGUCGGCAAUUUGAAGUAUUUAAGAUAUUUGAAGUUAUAUUGUCUUGAGAUUAAAGAGAUACCUAAUACAAUAUGUAAGUUGUAUAAUUUGGAGACACUAUUGUUAGAGUUUACAUGUGUUACUAGAUUACCAACCGAUAUAGGAAAUUUAAUCAAGUUGCGACGUCUUGGUGCUCCCUUCUCAUUAGAAGGGAUGCCAUUGCAAUUGGGGAAGCUACAAAAUCUUCAAACACUGAAUAGAUUUGUUGUGGGAAGAAAUAGUGAUUGUGGUGGUAUUGAAUUGUUGAAAGAGUUUCAAGAUCUACAAAAUGUUGGUAGGCGAAAUUUCAGAUGCUGCAGCACCAUUAGUAAAGAGUAAGAAGUUGCACAAAGAAAGAGAGGUACUCAAUGCCCUCCAGCCUCAUCCAAACUUAAAGAAACUAAAGAUAGAGUACUAUAGUGGCAACAGUUUCCCAAAUUGGAUGGGAGAUGAUCGCUGUUUGUCUAAUUUAGUAAGCCUGACCAUUACAUGGUGUUCUAAUUGCACCUUCUUGCCGUCGUUGGGACAGCUGCCUUCUCUUAAAGAUCUCUUUUCAUUAGUUGUUGUGGUGGGGUGGUGAGAAUAAAUUCCGAGUUUUAUUGUUCAAACAAAGCCUUUAUUCUUUAGAUCUUUGGAGACCUUGGAAUUUUUAAGUUUGGAUAAGCUGGAAGAGUGGUCAUUUAUCGAAGGUGGGGUAUUUCCUCGCCUUAAGAAACUGAGGAUUGAAAGCUGUCAUUAUCUCCGAUGCUUGCCGAAAGAACUACCCGCUUCUCUUUCUGAUCUAUGCAUCCGUACUUGUCCAUUAUUGCUCACAUUCCAAAUAUCACUGUCGAUGGCGAGAAUAUAUAGGUUGUGUUGUGCUGUGUGUUCAAGUUCAACACUCCCAGUCCCAGGUAUAAAUGCUUCUGAGUGAUUUGUAUGUUUGUUGCUGAAGAAUGGAAGAAGUCAGUUACCACCAAAUAAAACGUGAGUUGGAAGAGACACUGGGGAAAUUGAAACUUCUUCUAGACAACAAAGAUCUUGGUUUGGACCGUGUGAAAAAUUAUAAGAAGCCAGAGAGGGUAUGUGAAAAAUUAUGGUAGGAUAUGCGUCUGUGGUCGUUAGGAAACUAUAAAUGAUGGAAGAAUUUUCAACACCAGACUCAACCUCUGUAGUUGACUUCGAUUUUGAUGAAUCUAAGAUUGUUGGCUUACUUGGCACUCGUAUAUGUAUAAGGAGGCGAGAUGGGGCAAGAAGUGUAUUUCCUCCCCGUGAGGGUACCUUUUCCAAGGCUUUAUGUAUGCGCACUGCGCAGUGGCGGACCCAGAAUUUAAAGUGAGGGGGGGCGUAAAUAAAUUUAAAAAGGAAAUAUAAAGUGUAGUUAAUGGGGUUUGAACCUUUACCCUCUAACCUAUUCACCAACUACCUUAACCAUUAUACUAAGGUUACUAUUAUGUCUAUAAAUAUCAUCUUUUAAUACAAAUAUAUGUUGUAACUAAUUAAAAUACAUAUACAUUUUUUUCUCGAUUUUUUUUUUCAGGGGGGCGACUGCCCCCCUCGCUACAAUGUGGGUCCGCCCCUGUGUAUGCGGUAUGGUGGUUCAUCCUCUCAUUUUCACUUAGCCAUUUUAUAAAAAUGCAGUAAAUUAUUAUGAAAUUUUAGUUAGAAAUAUAAUUGAUGAUCACUGCUCAAGUUAAGCCCAAAAAUGUGCAUCGCUUGGAACUGAGCAGCUUCGCCUUCUCAGUCAUGUCUAAAGUUUGAGUAUGGUGUGUGAUUAGAGUGGUGUCAUUAAUUUUACUUUGUAGAAGAGGUUGAUUGAGACCAUUGUUAAUGUUUUGUACUACCAUCCAUUGUUACUUUCUUUUGAAGAAUUGUCUAUACAAAUACAAUUAGUUUUUCUUUCUUGGUUGUAUCCAUUAU
Molecule: messenger RNA, 3512 nt
Organism: Cannabis sativa
Lineage: Eukaryota; Viridiplantae; Streptophyta; Magnoliopsida; Rosales; Cannabaceae
Product: putative disease resistance RPP13-like protein 1
Exons: 5
Coding region: 418-1608 (396 amino acids)
Biological process (GO): defense response to other organism
Molecular function (GO): ADP binding
Source: RefSeq, a predicted model, not a curated record